Messenger RNA from Erythranthe guttata (spotted monkey flower), 1805 nucleotides. Its product is annotated as E3 ubiquitin-protein ligase ATL42. The record is from RefSeq and is a predicted model, not a curated record. Lineage: Eukaryota; Viridiplantae; Streptophyta; Magnoliopsida; Lamiales; Phrymaceae.
ACUUUUCCAUAACUUAUAUUUCAAAACAAAUCCCAAAUAAAAAUCUCAUAAAUUCCCAAUUAUGAAUCAAUUAAAUCAAUUGAUCAAUAUUUCUAUAUUAAUCUUAUUUUCCAAAGUAUGUGUAGUAAAAGCUCAAGAAUCUAGUACAGCCAAUAAUAAUCAGCAUGCAAUGAAUCCACUUCAUCCAAGCAUGGCAAUUGUCCUACUUGUCCUCUCACUGAUGUUCUGCCUCACAUUCCUCAUCGUAGCCUACGCUAAGUUCUGCCACAGCCCCACCGCCACCGAACCACCGGGCGGCGGCGGUGGGGCCCACGACCUGACCGGACCGAGAUCCCGUUUCUCCGGCCUCGACAGAACCCUAAUCGAAACCCUACCGUUUUUUCGAUUCUCUUCCUUAAAGGGCUCGAAAGACGGCCUCGAAUGCUCCGUUUGCUUGUCCAGAUUCGACGAAUCGGAAAUCCUCCGUUUGCUGCCAAAGUGCCGCCACGCUUUCCACAUGAGUUGCAUCGACAAGUGGCUCGAAAGCCACUCGAGCUGCCCUCUAUGUAGGCACAAGUUCGACAUAAAAGACCUCAAAAGUUUGUCGUACACGAACAGCUUCCGAAUCUCCAGUACCGACGAUUACGAUCAAGAUCAGCCUCCGAAUCUCGAGUUCUUCAUUCAACGAGAGCAAAAUCAAGAAAGGCCCUCUUCGAGAUUCAACAAUAUGGCAAACACUUUGCAAAGGCUGUACAAUAACACGGGGAAGAAAUCCGAAGAGCCCUUGAUUAUUAACAAUAAUCAAGAUUAUUCGAUUAUGCACAACGUUAAACACAGGAUUAUCGUAUCGGAUGUGAUGCACAAGAGCCGGUGGAGCGACGUGAACUCUUCGGAUCUAAUAUCGUUGAACUCGGAGAUGCUCAUGAUUAGUGCUACUUACGGCACCGGAUUCUCGUCUCCUAGCGGGAGGUUGACUUAUAGUAACGAGGUUUCGGCGAAAGAGCAGAUAUUGAAGAUCAAAGAGGAUAUGGAGAGGAAAAAGUUUGUUGAGUCAAAGGUAGUCGUUGGAAACGGUCAAACUAGUUCGGGUGAAAGUUCUAGCAUGAUGGUAACUUCGACGAAAUCGUUAGAUUCAGGUGAGAAGAGAUCAAUGUCCGAAAUUACGAGUUUUUCGAGAUUUAAAGAAUUGAGGUUCGGUAAAAAUGUCGACGAAGACGAAAACGUUGCAAGGGUUUGGUUGCCUAUAGCUAGAAGAACCAUUCAGAAAUUUGCUGAUCAAGAAAUUACUUCGGAUAAUCCUAGGUUAAAAUAUUCUGUUAAUAAUGUCUGAUUAAUUCUUCAUCUUUUUUUUUUUUUACAAAUUAAACUAGAGGUGUCAAAUUAAUUAAAUUACCAAUUUUAUUAACUUCUGCAGUAUAUGUAGAACUAACUUCAGCAAAUGCCAAUACCAACCAACACUGAAGAAUAUAAAUAAAAAAAUAAAAAAAUUAAUAUAUAUAAAUGCAUGGCCACGUGUACAUAUGGAACCAACUAGAAAUUGUAAAUAACACAUUAAUUAAUUAGUUAAAUAUUUGAUUGAUUAAUACAAUUAAAAUAUUAUAUAGUAUAUUAAUUAUUUGCCUAACUAAUAAUUCAGGCAUCAAUUAAACUUUGCUUUAAUGAGAAAUAGCAAUCUAUGGAAAAUAAUUGAGAAAACAAGAAGUAAAUUAGCAUAUGUUAGGACCAUAUUGGAUGCUGGUCCAAAACUAUAUAGAAUUAUAGAUUGUAGCCAUUUUAAUUCAGCAAAUAGUAGUUCUACUAAAGUGUACCCUAUCCUUUGCCAAUUU